Schistosoma curassoni is the source of this 582-nucleotide messenger RNA. NCBI's taxonomy places the organism in Eukaryota, Metazoa, Platyhelminthes, Trematoda, Strigeidida, Schistosomatidae. The record is from the annotation of a GenBank genome assembly.
AUGGUUAUAUUCGAAAAUUCUAAACAAAAUGAAGCACCUUCUGGUGAUGUGGCAAAUGAUCACAAGAAUACCAACACACAUAUUGAAUCAUGUGAAGAAACGAUUAUAAACUUAUCAGUAUCAAACGACUCUAAUCACGAAAACUUUCAAAUAGCUGGUUCAAAUUCUCAGACUGAUCAUCGUUCGAACUAUUUCCGCAAUGAACAAUCUCCAUCUUCUGAUUCAUCAAAACUUACUAAUAUCAAUGUCAGAUUAAGUAUUCUUACCAGUUCAAGUUCCCCGAAACCAUUUAAAUAUACAUUGAAGCUUAUUCCUAUACCGCAAGCAUUGAAUUCAACUUAUAUAGAAGGAGUAUAUGAAGUUAUUGAUAGUGGUAAUAAAUCAUCCACUCAAAUGUCAAAUGUGAAACAAAUGUCAUCAGACAAAAGCUCAAAUGAAGUGGAUGAAACCUACUUACACCUUGCAAAAGAAACUUGUGAUCAGCUAGACAAGCUAAAACCAAAUCGAAUUUUGAACACUGAAUCCCACUCUCUGCCAUCAAAUUCUCUGAGAACUCAAACAAAGAAUAGUUCAAAUGAAUAG